UACAAAACACCACCCGGCGUCGCACUCACAGUGAGAGUGAGAGGCAGGCCGGUCGGCCCCCUCCUCUUCCCUCCCUCCUACCGCGCGGCGCGCGCGUAGGCGCGGGCUCCGAGACCACCGAGGCGCGUCCGCGACCGAGCCGGAGACGGCAAGGCGCGCCCGCGCGCGCCCACUCCAGCCAGGCACCACGACGCGACGCGACCCCCGCCGGGCCGAGCUCUUCCGGCGGCUCGACGCCGCCUGCACCGCUCGCUGUGGCGAACCGCCGUCGCCGCCGCAUUUCCCUCCCGAAGAGGACGACCAGCCUAUCUGGCCGCCCCGCAGCCGCUACUGGAAGCUCUACAAGUCCCUAAAAGGUAUGGAGUCUAACCCAGCAAAUUCCCUGACCAGUCCUACUGAAAACUCCAUAGCUCCACCAUCAGAGAAGAGACAGAAAAUUUUAUCUGAUAAAGAUGGUGACCAGUGUGCUGAUGAUGGGCAUUCCUUUGAAUGUGCAUUUCAAGUUGCCCCUUAUAAGGAUGGCAAAAGUUAUAGAGGGCAAGAUGAACAGGGAGAAAACCUGCUCUCACUUGUUCCACCUAAGCCACCAAAACGUGAAUCCAUUUGUAUUGGAGCUUAUGCUGCUCAAUGUGCAAAAUGUUGCAAAUGGAGACUUGUUCCAACAAAAGAGAAGUAUGAAGAACUUCGUGAGCGAAUUCUAGAAGAUCCUUUUGCAUGUGAAAAAGCCCGUGAGUGGAAGCCUGAUGUGACAUGCAAUGAGCCAUCAGAUGUAUCUCCAGAUGGCAGACGGCUUUGGGCAAUUGAUAAACCUAACAUCGCACAGGCCCCUCCAGGGUGGGAAAGGUUGAUCAGGAUAAGAGGUGAAGGAAGCACCAGAUUUGCUGAUGUGUACUAUAGCUCUCCUACCGGAAAGAAACUGAGAUCGAAAGUUGAAGUUGAGAAGUACCUUGCAGAGAAUCCACAACAAGGCGUAAAGUUAUCUCAAUUUUCAUUCAAGAUACCUGCACCUCUACAACAGGGCUAUGUAAAAAAGCGUCCCCGGACGAUUCAAAAUGAUGGUACACAUACAGGAUCGACUAAGCCUCUUCAACUGGAAGAAGUGCAACCCAUCUCCUGGGCAGCUCCACCGACGCAUGGCGAUCCGGGGGACAACAAGCAGCUGGUCCUGUACAACGAUGAUCAGUCUGAACUGAUACAAUCUGAACUGCAGGAGACAAAGCCGGGCAGCCCGCCGCAGCCGUCGGCCGUUUAGCCCCCAAAUCCUGCAUCCGGCAUCUGGCAUGCCGAGGAUCAACUUUUGGAUGGUGUUUGAGUCCAAACCAUACAUAGAUGCUCCUACCAGUGAUAGGAAACCCUGCUCUCGCCUAGGUUGCUACAGUGUUCGUGCUGUUCUAUUAGUAGCUUGAACGCCACUCCGGCGAAAUGUGUUGUACCAUAGCUCUGAUCUCCUAGUCCUAGUUGGAUGAAACUCUGGAGAAAUUUUGGGACGACGAAAGAAGCUUGGUGGAAUGGAUGGAACUGUUGUCACCUUGGUUAUA
This is a messenger RNA of Phragmites australis (common reed), 1538 nucleotides long. RefSeq names its product methyl-CpG-binding domain-containing protein 2-like. Gene Ontology annotation, molecular function: zinc ion binding; DNA binding. NCBI's taxonomy places the organism in Eukaryota, Viridiplantae, Streptophyta, Magnoliopsida, Poales, Poaceae. The record is from RefSeq and is a predicted model, not a curated record. The transcript has 5 exons. Bases 359 to 1252 code for a protein of 297 amino acids.